This is a messenger RNA of Puntigrus tetrazona (Sumatra barb), 1030 nucleotides long. Its product is annotated as serine/threonine-protein kinase pim-1-like. The record is from RefSeq and is a predicted model, not a curated record. Gene Ontology annotation, molecular function: ATP binding; protein serine/threonine kinase activity. Gene Ontology annotation, biological process: protein autophosphorylation; regulation of mitotic cell cycle; negative regulation of apoptotic process. The transcript has 7 exons. Lineage: Eukaryota; Metazoa; Chordata; Actinopteri; Cypriniformes; Cyprinidae. Gene Ontology annotation, cellular component: cytoplasm. The annotation marks the transcript as partial.
AGAGAAACUGCUGGAGCCGGACGUCCCCAACAACUGGAUGUCAACAUUCCAGCUAGUUUGAAUGAAGAGGACAAAGUGGAAGAGCUGGCCAAGGAUCAGAUUUGUCUGCAGGAUAAUUGCACUGAAGACAAUGAAGUGGAGGAGCAAGACGACAAUCACGUAUUCUGGCAAUACGAAUUUGGGCCCCAGCUGGGUAAAGGAGGCGGUGGCUGUGUGUAUGCAGCGACUCGCUGCACGGAUGGCCUUAAGCCUGGCCAUCCCAGUCGCCUCCCCUUGGAGAUUGGCCUUACACUCUUGGCCAAUGAGGACCCCAGCGUUCCAUACAUAAUCAAACUCCUGGAUUGGCAGGACAACCCGGACUACUAUGUCAUGGUCUUGGAGCGACCCAUGCCUAGCAUGAGCCUGUUUAGUUUCGUGAAGGUCCGUCAAAGGCUCAGAGAGGGGCAAGCACAACAUUUUAUGUGGCAGGUCCUUCAGGCCGCUAACAUUUGCUGCGAGCGCGGGGUCUUCCAUAGAGACAUAAAACUGGAAAACCUCCUGGUGAACCCAGACACAUUGGAGGUUAAGUUGAUCGACUUUGGAUGCGGCGAGCUCAUGAAGGACACUGACUAUGUGACCUUCAGUGGUACAGAAAUAUUCUGUCCACCGGAGUUCAGUAUCAACGGCAGCUACCAUGCAAAGCCGGCGACGGUUUGGUCUUUAGGGAUCCUGCUGUUCGUCAUGGUGUGUGGUUAUUAUCCAGACGACGAAGACCUGCAAGAGAUCAGCAAGAAUACGUGGUCCGAAACUGAUCUGUCAAAAGAAUGCUGCCAGAUGAUUUGUGAUUGUCUGCAGCCGGAUCCCCAGCAGAGACUUCUUCUGGAGGAUAUGCAGCUCCAUGACUGGUUUAUGGUCGUGGAGUAAGAAAACUCCCUGCCCGUCUAGAAGUGCCUGGCACCUUGAAGUGGCAUCAUUUAUAUUUAGAAUUUGUGUUAGAUAAAUAUGUGUUAAGACAAUUGUUUUAAAAUAUUAUCCGAGAUAAAGUAUGAUA